This is a messenger RNA of Mycotypha africana, 1491 nucleotides long. Its product is annotated as aldehyde dehydrogenase domain-containing protein. The transcript has 4 exons. Gene Ontology annotation, molecular function: aldehyde dehydrogenase (NAD+) activity. The coding region runs from base 1 to 1491 and encodes 496 amino acids. The record is from RefSeq and is a predicted model, not a curated record. Lineage: Eukaryota; Fungi; Mucoromycota; Mucoromycetes; Mucorales; Mycotyphaceae.
AUGACUCAAGGCGAUAUUCAAACUGUUAAGACUUCAAAGGGUCAAGAAGUGAAAGUUCACACACAUCUCUUUAUCAAUAAUGAAUUUGUUCCUGGUCAUGGUCCCUUAAUUGAAACCAUUAAUCCUGCCACUGAAGAAGUUAUCUGCUCUGUUCACUCUGCUGAUGAAUCCGAUGUGGAUGCCGCUGUUCAAGCUGCCAAAAAUGCUUAUAAGGACACAUGGCGCAAGUUAGCUCCUGCAGAACGUGGCCGUCUCAUCCACAAAUUGGCAGACCUUAUGGAACGAGAUAAGGAAGAAAUAGCUACUUUGGAUGCUUUGGAUAAUGGCAAAGCCUUUUGGAUUGCUCGUGAUGUUGAUGUUACUGACUCCAUUGCUUGUUUCCGCUAUUUUGCUGGUUGGGCUGAUAAAAUCCAUGGUAAAACCAUUGAUACCACUUUUGACAAGAUGUGCUAUACUCGUCAUGAAGCCCUCGGUGUCGUGGGCGCUGUUAUUCCAUGGAACUAUCCCACAAUGAUGGCUGUUUGGAAAUUUGCACCUGCUUUAGCAGCUGGUAACACAAUUGUCAUGAAGACUUCGGAAAUCACACCUUUGCCUUUAUACAAACUUGCUGAACUUUUCCAGGAAGCCGGUUUCCCUGCUGGUGUUGUUAACAUUAUCACUGGCUAUGGCGCUACUACGGGUGCUUAUCUCAGUAGCCACAAGGGCAUUAGCAAAAUGGCUUUCACAGGCUCUACCCUUACUGGUCGUAAGAUUAUGGAAGGUAGUGCCGGUAGCAAUCUUAAGAAACUCCAGCUCGAGCUCGGCGGCAAAUCCGCUCAAAUUGUUUGCGCUGAUGCUGAUCUUGCCAACGCUGCUGUUCAUGCUCAUGGUGGUAUUUUCAACAACCAUGGUCAAAGUUGUAAUGCUGGUAGCCGUAUUCUUGUCCAAGAAGAAGUCUAUGACAAAUUCUUGGAAUUAUUUAUUGCUGAAACCAAAAAGAUCGUAUUGGGUGAUCCUUUCAAUGAUGAUACCUUCCAAGGCCCUCAAAUCAACAAGGCUCAAUUCGAAAAGAUUCUCAACUAUAUCAAGAUUGGCCAAGACGAAGGCGCUACUGUCGCUUUGGGCGGUAAGCGCUGGGGUGAUAAGGGUUAUUUCAUUGAGCCGACUAUUUUGACCAACUGUAAGAACAACAUGCGUGUGAUGCAAGAGGAAAUCUUUGGCCCAGUGGUGUGUAUCGCUACUUUUAAAACCAUUGAAGAAGCUAUUGAAAUGGCCAAUGAUUCAGAUUACGGUUUGGCAGGCGGUGUUUAUACCUCCAAUUUGGAUACUGCUAUUACUGUCACUAAUGAGUUGCAAGCUGGUACUGUCUGGGUCAAUUGCUUUGAUGUCUUUGACCAAUCUACGCCUUUUGGUGGUUAUAAGCAAUCUGGUUUUGGUAAGGAACUCGGUAAAUAUGCUCUCCAGGAAUAUACCCAAGUGAAGGUAGUCAAAAUCCAAAGACUUGGCUUGUAA